Alligator sinensis (Chinese alligator) is the source of this 1027-nucleotide messenger RNA. It is a transcript of the gene PSMC3IP, whose product is annotated as PSMC3 interacting protein. Gene Ontology annotation, cellular component: DNA recombinase auxiliary factor complex; condensed nuclear chromosome. Lineage: Eukaryota; Metazoa; Chordata; Crocodylia; Alligatoridae. The record is from RefSeq and is a predicted model, not a curated record. The transcript is spliced from 6 exons. Gene Ontology annotation, molecular function: recombinase activator activity; double-stranded DNA binding. Gene Ontology annotation, biological process: homologous chromosome pairing at meiosis; meiotic joint molecule formation; meiotic strand invasion involved in reciprocal meiotic recombination. The annotation marks the transcript as partial.
UCUCUCUCGCACCAGGCCGUGGUGAAGGCGCUGGAGCAGCUGGCGCAGCAAGGGAAGAUCAAGGAGAAGGUCUACGGGAAGCAGAAAAUCUACUUCCCCGACCAGAAUCAGUUUCCCGCAGUGAGUGAUUCUGAGCUUAAAGUCUUGGACAAUGAAAUCUCUGAUCUUUCUUCAAAAGUACAAACUCUUCAACAAAGCUGCCGCCAGAUGGAAUUGGAACUGAAGGAUCUGAAUGGCUCAAUGACAACCCCAGAGAUGAUUAAAGAGAUUGAAGAGUUAAAAAAAGAUUGCGCGAAUUACACGGAAAAACUGGAGAGAAUUAAAUCUGCAGCCAACCAUGUGACUCCUGAAGAAAAAGAGAAGGUUUAUAACGAGAGAAAGCUAUACUGUAAAGAAUGGAGGAGGAGGAAGAGAAUGGCAACUGAACUACUCGAUGCAAUUCUGGAAGGCUAUCCCAAAAGCAAGAAACAGUUCUUUGAGGAAGUUGGAAUAGAAACGGAUGAGGACCACAAUGUGACUCUGCCAGCAGCUGUCUGAGCAGCUGAUGGAAACCUCUGCUCCAGGGAAAAGAACUAGCCAGCAUGGAGCACAAUGGGCGCUGGUUCUGAAACUCACAAUCAUCUGCAGGGUUUGGUUUUGUCCUGCAUCUUUUAUGUAUGUUUGUUUUAAAAUGCUUUGCAAUCUGGAAGGCAGUUAGAGGGGAUAGGACCAAAGGCAUGAUCUCGCAUGCAGAAGAGUCCAUUAUUUUUUCUACCCUUCAUUGCAAUGGGCAGUUGAGCCAGUGUGGCUGAAGAGUCAUGUGGGAGAAGACUUUUUACUGUUGAUUUGCCACCAAGUAGGUGUUCUAGUAAGAGGGAGGAGGGGUGUGCCUAGGAAAGACUAAAUAAACCAGUUGUUUAUUACACUUGCAGAGAGCUGUACUGACACCUCAGUGUAUUUAAUAGUGAGCAGGGACUGCUUCCCAUGAUGUGUACCAUGCCGUAAUGCUAUACACAGGAGUAUAAUUCAUUAAACACUGUGCUUCUCA